AUGAUGGAGAUGGAAGAGCUUUUACAAGGGCUACCUGAUGUCAAGGUGGAGAGAGUUUGCUGGGGCUGCCAAACAGCGGAGCCCGCUGGCAAGAGAUUCGAGCAGUGUCCCCAAUGCCAUCAAGAAGGCCUUGUCCCAGCAGUAUUCUGCUCCCAGAAGUGCUUCAAGAAGGCUUGGCCAAGACACAAAAAAUGGCAUAACCAGGAAGCUAUAAAACGGAAAAAUGAUAUUGCAUUUGACACUGAUGAAUUUAAAAAAAUCCUAAUAAUGUGCAUUUCAAGUCUGCUUCGGAAUAUUAUGAAGCUGAUGCUGAUUUAUUCCAAGACUAUUCUGACAUGGCAAUGGAAUGUGCUACAGAAAUGGCUGAACGCACAGAGAAGGGCAGAGAAGGUUGCACUGGUGUGGAGAGGGGGAGCUGGUUUGUGGGUUCUGAUCCAUGGUCUUGUCAGUCCUUCUGGUUUGACAAUGAAUGGCAAUUUUGGCACUGUCUGCUUGGAUUGGUUGGAAGAGAGCCGAGUUGCAGUGAAGGUGGAUGGAAUCAGUGCAUCUAAACAGAUCAAACCCAAGAAUCUACUGGAAAUCCCCUUUUCAGAGAAGAAUGUGGCCCUCAUUUCAACUUUGAGGGAAGAGGACCAGCUUAAGUAUGUAAGAGUUUCCAGAGAACUGAAACUAGCUCAUGUUUUGGUGGAAUGGAUGUGA
Molecule: messenger RNA, 699 nt
Organism: Seminavis robusta
Lineage: Eukaryota; Bacillariophyta; Bacillariophyceae; Naviculales; Naviculaceae
Source: the annotation of a GenBank genome assembly